AUGAAAGGGCUGGCUCGUUCGUUUGUUUAUUGGCCCCGAAUCGACGCUGAUAUCGAGCAGACGGUGAAAUCGUGUACUGACUUUGCCCGUCAAGCACUCGCCGCCGAAGUAUUCCGAACACCACUGGGAGUAUCCCAAAGGCCCAUGAGAGAGAAUCCACGUCGACUACGCAGGUCCCGUAGCAGGUUCGAUGUUGCUGAUAGUAGUCGAUGCAUACAGCAAGUGGCUAGAGGUGAAGGUAACCAACUCUACAACAACAGCCGCAACGAUUGCUACAUGGACAAGAUGUUCGCUCGCUAUGGAGCGCCAGUAACUGUGGUGUCAGACAACGGACCACAGUUCACCGCAGCAGAGUUUAAGGAGUUUUUGAAGCGCCACAGUGGGGUCAAGUUUCAUAAGUUGUCCGCCCCCUACCACCCAGCAACCAACGGACAGGCGGAACGGUACGUGCAGACGACGAAAGAUGCUUUGAAGUCAAUGAAUACAAAUGCAUCAUCGUUGCAAUCGCACCUGAACAACUUCCUGCAUCAGUAUCGUCGAGCUCCGCACGCAACCACCGGUGAAGCACCAUGCAAGCUGUUCUUACGACGGAACUUCCGAACCUGUUUCGAUCUACUGAAGCCCGAAGAUGUCCAACAACGAGUGUCAACGAAACAGCAAGCUGACUUUGAGCCAAACUAUCGUACGUUCAGCGUUGGCUAA
Messenger RNA from Uranotaenia lowii, 702 nucleotides. RefSeq lists its product as uncharacterized. Gene Ontology annotation, biological process: DNA integration. Gene Ontology annotation, molecular function: nucleic acid binding. The record is from RefSeq and is a predicted model, not a curated record. Lineage: Eukaryota; Metazoa; Arthropoda; Insecta; Diptera; Culicidae. Bases 1 to 702 code for a protein of 233 amino acids. The transcript has a single exon.